AGGGCCAGACCUUCUCAGUGCAGGAAGGACCCAAGGAGAGUCCAGAGAUCCUGUGGGACUCUUUAGAAGGGGUGAGAGAGCCGCUCUCUCCAUUCAUUCCCAGGUGCUAUGCUGCUGCUCCUGCUGGGUUUGCUAAGCCCAGCGGCUUGCUGGGCACUGGGCCCGGCCGGCCCUGGCUCCCCAGAGCUGCGGUCAGCCUUCUCCGCAGCUCGCACCACCCCGCUGGAGGGCACGUCGGAAAUGGCGGUGACCUUCGACAAGGUGUACGUGAACAUCGGGGGCGACUUCGAUGCGGCCACCGGGAGGUUCCGCUGCCGCGUGCCCGGCGCCUACUUCUUUUCCUUCACUGCCGGCAAGGCCCCGCACAAGAGCCUGUCGGUGAUGCUGGUGCGCAACCGCGACGAGGUGCAGGCGCUGGCUUUCGACGAGCAGCGGCGGCCGGGCGCGCGGCGCGCUGCCAGCCAGAGCGCCAUGCUGCAGCUCGACUAUGGCGACACAGUGUGGCUGCGGCUGCACGGCGCUCCGCAAUAUGCGCUGGGCGCUCCCGGCGCCACCUUCAGCGGCUACCUGGUGUACGCUGACGCCGACGGCUCGGACGCUGGCCCCGGGCCGCGCCACCGGCCGUUGGCCUUCGACACUGAGCUAGUCAACAUAGGUGGCGACUUCGACGCGGCGGCCGGCGUGUUCCGCUGCCGCUUGCCCGGCGCUUAUUUCUUCUCCUUCACGCUGGGCAAGCUGCCGCGCAAGACGCUGUCGGUGAAGCUGAUGAAGAACCGCGACGAGGUGCAGGCCAUGAUUUACGACGACGGCGCAUCGAGGCGCCGCGAGAUGCAGAGCCAGAGCGUGAUGUUGCCGCUGCAGCGCGGCGACGCCGUCUGGCUGCUGAGCCACGACCAUGAUGGCUAUGGCGCCUACAGCAACCAUGGCAAGUACAUCACCUUCUCAGGCUUUCUGGUGUACCCCGACCUCGCUGCCGACGGCCCGCCGGCUCUCAAGCCCCCCGAGCUCUGAGCCUCAGCUUGGAGGAACCCGGGAAGGCCGCGGGGUGUGCAUGCCGAGUAGGGUCGCAGCCCGAACGCCUCACCGGCCUGAGCAUAACAACCUGCUCAACGCGCCUCGACUCUGCCAAUAAAAUGGGCCUGCCUCUGUCAGCCCUAGGACCCUG
Myodes glareolus (Bank vole) is the source of this 1165-nucleotide messenger RNA. The record is from RefSeq and is a predicted model, not a curated record. NCBI's taxonomy places the organism in Eukaryota, Metazoa, Chordata, Mammalia, Rodentia, Cricetidae.